This is a messenger RNA of Meleagris gallopavo (turkey), 6879 nucleotides long. The record is from RefSeq and is a predicted model, not a curated record. NCBI's taxonomy places the organism in Eukaryota, Metazoa, Chordata, Aves, Galliformes, Phasianidae.
AUGCCCUACUUUGAAACAUUGGACGCAGAGGAGAAUCACAUCCAUGACAAGCUGGUAUCGUUCAGUUUGCUUCAGAAAGACUUUGUGCCUUUUCUGCUGAAUUUUUUAAGGGAGCAGACCAGCCAGAUACUGACUAAUGGACCCUCCACUCCUGCUAAAACUCCCAAUUCCAAGGCCCACAGGAGCCAAAGGACAGGACCAGAAAGGAGAGCAGGCCACGCGACUAGCAGCCGAGUGCAACUCUUUUCCCAAAGGACUUCAGUGACCUCCUGCACCACAGACACCAGCUUUUCUCCCGCUGCUGCGUCCAGCGGUUCCUCUUCCUAUUCUGGGUCGAACCUGUCGAGCCCUUGCAGUGACUUCCCCAGCGUGGUGUCCAGUAGCAGCCCGAGCUUUGGGUACAGCCCUGUGCUCACCCACAGUGAGAAGCGCUCGGCUCAGAAGGCCAACCUGGGGAGCUUUCUUGCUGCUGCACCAGAGGCCUUGCCGGCAAGGCGGGGCAGGAGGAAGGGCAGCAGCUCUGUCAGUGCCUCUGGCCGGCAGGUUGCUCGGGAUCUGGGGCGUUCCUUGGCCGAAGAGGAAGAUGGAAAGAAUGAAAGUGCAUCAUGGAGUGGAGGGAGAAGGAGACGGAGUGAAGUGCCUCUUGUUGCUGCUAGAUCCCCUCCCAGCCAGCUGAAUCUUAACAACCUAGAGGAGUUCCCACCCAUGGGUACUGCCUCUGGCUGGACAAACAAAAGCAAGCCAUCAAGGCGAAUCAACCCAACUCCUGUGAGUGCUGAACGCCCUCUUUCAAAGCCAAAGAUGUGCUUCACUUCAACGCCUGUCAGCCAGUCUCCAGCUGCUCGAUUUUCAGCUGGGUCAAGCUCUGAGGCCUUUACCACUGUACAAGAAGGAAGCCCGACUUCUGUGAUAAGCAGCAGCCUUCAAGAGGAGAGGGAGAUGCUGAAGAAAGAACGAUGCAAGUUGCUGCACCAGACAUCUUCUCCUGCAGGGAUAUCUCCCGAUCCUGGGACUCCUACUAAGCCCACUUACACUCGCAGUGCUAGCCUUCCUGCUGAAAGCCAUCUGGUGACCUGCGCAGAUCCUGCAAAGGUUUCCUGCAAGAAACAGUUGGAGUGUCUGGCACAGCUCUACUCAUCGUGUAUAGCAGAAAACCUGGUGCCAAAUAUUUUCCUGGGUUUUUUUGUUCUGCAACUGUUAACAUCUAAAGGAACUUCUGCUUCAGAGGAAGAAGAGAGUGACCUUGAAGUCAAUGAAGGAAGUAAAGAUGUAUCAGGGAGGCAGCACUUCCGAAGUGUGCACAAUUGCGUUUACUUCGCUGUUCAGGUCUUGGAUUAUCAAUAUGAAAUUAUUUCCCAUUUAGAAAAGGGGACACUGAAGUUCUUGGCUGAAAAUGAACGGAUUGCAACUUUUUCUCCCACCCUGCAUGAGAGGCUCAAGCAGGCAUAUGAAAGCAGCACUGCCAAGGUGUCUCUGCUGCUGCCAUGCUCUGUGCAAUCUGUUUCUUUCCAGCCAGAAACCGACAAUCGUUCUAACUUUCCCAGUGACAGAGCAUUUCACAUAUUUAAGAAACAAAGGGAUAUUUUUUAUGAACUGCUGCGUGAAUGGGAGGAUAACCAUGAAAAACCUGGUUGGGACUUUGAAAGAGUUCUGGGCAGCAAGAUCAGGGCCAUGAUGGCUCACCUGUCUGCAACCUGCAACCACAGCCAUUUUGCCAGGCUCUUUCAGAAGCAGCUCACCCAGAUGUGUAAAGAUCCUAUUGGUGGUGGUGUGAGCUGGGGAGACACCCCAGACCAGGAUGUCCUUAAUAUGUUGGGUCCUGAUAAUCUGAGCCGUCUGAAGAGGUUGCAGGAAAGAUUUGUUGUUCCUCAAAGCAUCAGGGGACCUUGCCCACCCCCUUCAUUCCCAGGGUGCCAGCAGUUCUUCAGGGACUUCAUCCUCAGUGCAGGAAGUUACCAGUUCAAUCAGCACCUGGUGGAUAGCCUGUGCCUGAAGAUACUUGAGCUAGAUGGCCUUACUCUGGUGGAGCAUGAGCACAGUGACGGGGAAACAGAUAUGGAUGAACAGGAUGAAAAGAAGCGUUUCACUGUGGUACUGUUGAGCUUGAGACUCCUUGCCAAGUUCCUGGGCUUUCUUGUAUUCUUGCCAUAUCGCACUGUGGAACAACCAACUAGAGACCUGCAAGACACUGCAGUAGCAUUGAGGAACCAAACUUUGCCUGUACUGGACAUAUUGAAGCUUCUGAGACGAUCCAUUCGGAAUCAGCGUUCUGUCCUCACUAUUCCUUGGAUCGUGGAGUUUCUUUCCCUUGUGGAUCAUGUUGCUCCUUUCCUUGAUUACUAUAAGAAGGUAUUUUGUCUUUUGCUGCAGGUAUACAGGCUAAUGGUCCUUUCUGAAGACAAAGAGAUGAGUUUCCUGAACAAACUGCUGAUCCUUGCAGUUCUGGGUUGGCUUUUUCAGGUUCCAUCAGUCCCUGAGGAAUUGUUUUUUGCCACGGAUGUCAGGCAGGAGGGAUUGGUGAUGGAUACUGUGACAUCUGCUCAGGCUUUGGACUCUGUGCCCUUGGUGGAUCAGCAGUUACUUUAUACCUGCUGCCCCUAUCUUGGAGAGCUGCGGAAACUACUCGCCUCUUUUGUGGCUGGUAGUGGAGUAAAAAAUGGUGGCUUUAUAAGGAAAAUCACUCCAACAGCUGCAGAGUCCUUGGCACCAAAGACUUCCAUUACACAGCGGAAACUGCAGGUAGAGCUGGAACAGGCCUUCUUCCACAACCAGCCUCCCUCUUUGCGGAGAACAGUUGAGUUUGUGGCAGAGAGAGUGGGAUCAAACUGUGUUAAGCACAUCAAGGCGACACUGGUAGCAGAGCUGGUUCAAAGGGCUGAAGUCAUGUUGCAGGAUAAAGUGAAGGAGGAGGAUGCUAAUCAUGAUAAGCUGCUUGAAGAGGUGUGCGCUCAUCUGUAUGAUGAAGGAGCCCAGGCACUUAUCAAAGGCAGAGAAUUUUGCAAAAAGAAAGGUCCUGAGGCGGUAAGGGUCUUAUUGCCAGAAGAAACAUCUGCAGCAGUUUUGAGCAGUGCAGAAGACAUUGCAGUGGAUCUGGCUACUGAGAAGGCUUGUGGCUGGCUUUCUGCUAACAUUGCAGGUGAGCUUCCUCACUCUGAACUUCUAACCUGUAUAUUACACUCUUUUUCUGAGAUCAAGGGAUUGAAGUUUAUUCUGGUGCUAUGUUAUCAGCUAUGCAAAAUCUGCUAUUGGACUGGGCUGAUGGCUGUAGAAGGAAAACAUGCAGGUGCAGAAGUUCAUCUUCCGUUUCUUACAGUUUCAGGUCGCAUUCCUCUUAGUCUUGGGAUCAAGCCCCCAGAAGAGAGCUCCGAGAGGCUCCGAGUGAAGAAUAAUCCCACAUAUGACCUUCUGAAACUGCUGCUUUCUGUCUGGAAGGAGGACUUUGGGACACCUGUUCCUGUGCAGCUGAUGUUCAGCAGGAAGAACAUUGGCUAUCUUGCAGAAGUGAAGCAGCAAGAGUGGGAUUUGUUCCAUUUCAUCCUUCGUGGUCUUGUAGAAUAUGAUCUAAUGCGAACCAAUGAUAUAGAGAGUUGCUUGCGUAGCCUUGAACAGCUCCCUUGGCCCUCAGAUUUCUUAAAAGCUCUGGACAGCAUUUCCAGUUUAUUUCUAUCAGAACAUCUUAUAGAAGAGCCCAGGAGUGACCCCUGUGACCUGACCAGACAAUCUCUAGUAACAGACUGUGGUCAAACCAGGAAUCAAGUCGAGUGGACAAGUCUCUCUGUGAAGCAGGGGGAUUGCUUCCUGGUGACUGGCUCAUCUCUGAACUUCAUGUAGUUUCUUGCCAGGGGAGGGAAAAGGUAACCUGGUCUACAAGAAGAUGAGCCUCUAUUUAUUUUUCACUGUGAGCUCAAUUUCAAAGAUUUGAUUUUAAUGUUUUUAAGACUCAUUUUAGAAGUUAAAACAUAUUAAAUAUAUAUACACCAGAACGUGUGCAACAUUAUUCUUAAAGGAUGUAGAUGAUUAAGUUAAGUUUUCUUCCACCUCUUGAUGGAAACAGAACUUGUUACUUCUUGGAAUUUUUAAUUGAAAUAAGGAAGAAAAUACUUGAUUAUAUUUUUCACUGAAGGCAGAUGGCAGUAUUUUUAUGACUCUUUUUAUAGUAUGUGAACAUAAAUGGUAUGUAGCUGCUAUUUCUUGUUUUUUGUAAUCCUUCUUGCCUUGAGUUUGAAUUUUAUCAGACAGGAAAUACUCCAGCGAGUAAACUACAGACUGGAAGAACAGACAAGAAAUUUAGUGAGGGGAAAAAAGCAGUGCCACCUUCUGGAGAGCUGGUAUGAAAGGAACACUUUUUGUGGAGGGCAGUGGGCACUUCCUGUGGUUAGAUCAUAAAGCCAGGGUGCAAGUUCCCUUUCAUCCACCAGGCGUUUCCUUCAGCAGAAGUUUGUGCUUGGGACUGCUGGUGGUUAGCAGAAAAUUACCUGCUCAUUAGAUCUCUCAGGACAAUUUUUCUUUUCAGAGGAUUUUUUUUUUUCCUUUUGUCUAGGAGUCUGCCAUUAGUACAGGUUUGUCAGAAAGCAAAUAUUGUGUUAAGACCAGUGUUUGGACAAAAUGAAGCUGGUUAUCUUGCUGAUUAACUUACCUCUUCCUUGUAUUUUUCCUUCUGGAAAAAAGUAGCAUUGUCAGUUGGGGUGGGGGGGAAAAAAACACAACCAGGACUAAGUAGGUAGAACUGUGGCAUCUUUUGAAAUGCAGAUUUAGAUGUCAGCAUCUGAAUUCCAUUGAGGUUGAUUGGGCAUACACCAUCUGCGUGCCUUUUUUUUUUUUCUCCUCUUUCUAGGGAUUUUAAGACAUGACUGAGUCAGAGCUUCCCUGAAAGUAGGUGUGCUGUGUGUCUGGUAAAAGCAGGGUAGUGUGAAUUGAAAUAGCGAGUACAGUCUGUUUCUUCAUACCUGCUUCCUGAGGCUGAGCAUUAUGUGACGUUUUGCUGCAGAGCUCACUUGAAGUUGUUGUUUGUUAUAAUAAAUAUGAUUAAAUGUCCUGUUUUGUGUCCAAGCUGGUGAUAUAUAGCCUCUUUGUACUGGGACAAAGUACAAAAAGAUGCCUUGCCCCAAAGCAUGGUGCAGAAAAUAUAUGGUAAUAUCUGUCCUCCAUGCUGCUGUUCUUGUACUGCAGUAUUGCAUCUAUUUUGUUACUUAACUGUGGGAGACAGAGGGAGAAGCUGGAGUGAUAAAAAGGUGCUCAGUCUCUGGAACUGAAUUUAUUUAGGUAUCUAAAACUAUUUGCACAGAUACUGUGGCCACAAGUGUUUUCAUGAACUCAACCUAUCUUGGUUAUCCUUCUGUAAUAUGACAUGCUUGGAGGUGUUUAUUUAAAAGGCAAUCAAACCUGAAGAUCAGUUUACUACUGCCACAGAAUGUAAUUGUGCCCCAUUGGGCAGAAGUCAGUCUGUUCUUCAAUGUUGUCCAGCAGGUAAGAAACACCUCUGUUUCUGUUUUCUUACACUGUCAUGUCCUUAAUCUACAUAGUUAAUGGGUGUCUCAUGUUACUUAUGCUUGGUGGCUUUGGGGAAGCCAGGCUGACUGCAGCCAAACUUUGCAAGAAGCAUACAGCACUCUGGGCAAGUAGGAGACCUAGGAGACCUACAUCUUCUAUCACAAGCCAACCGUUUUGGCUUCAUCCAGGUAUGACAGGCUGCAAAUCUGGAUAUUUGCCUUUUGGUGCAGUUGCUGAGGCUGUGCAGGAUGUGCAGUGCUGCAGGUGAAGCAUCCCCUGACACAGCUUGGCAGGAUGCUAAGAAAGGCUGAGCCUCACCCCAGGAGAAUGGAACCUGUGACCAAACACUUGAAGCCUGACAACAUGAGCAUUGGACAGAGCUCAACAGCUGUAAGAUGCUGUAGAAUAUCCCAGUUUCUUGAUCAGUGCUAACUGGCAAGGAAGUGUGCUAGUCGAGCAAUGACCAAAGGCUGCCGCUUAGCGAUGGAGCUCAGGAGCCGUGCUGGGAUAGCUGGGGCACCCAGAUCCACCUGUACAAGACUUACUGACUUCUGUUGAAGAAAGUUAACAACAUGCAUUUCCAUACGUGUCAAAAAUAGCGUUAGCAGAGGUGGACUUCUGUGUCUCCAACAAGAUAGAAAUGCAGGUGAGAUUCUCCAGUCCCUAACACUGAACAUAUUGUGUACUGGUUCACUAUGCAAAAGCAGAAUGUACAAAAAUUGUGAAUAAACAUUUACAGAAGAGACUUGGUGUGCAAGGCAGCAAAUUCACAUGGUGUAAAAACUGGGGUCGUGUACAUAAAAGCAGAAUCCUAAUUAGACUGUUAUUGAACAUGAUGUACAGUAAUGAAAAGUCUUACCUGAGCCAUGUAAAUAACUCUGGUGAUAUCUCUUCCAUUCACCACAUCAGGUUCCAGGAUCCAUGCACUGGGCAAAAUCUCCCCUCUGACUACAUCUUUACAAGGGUGAGGCAUGGAUGCAUCAUACACAGACUGAAUAGCCAAGACAGACAAGUUCUUCUGCAUGAAAGAAAGUAAAUCGUGUAAUUGUAGAGAAGCUGCUCCAGCCAGAGGUUCUGAAGACUCAUUAACAUUUGCCUGACUUGAACAAGAGGCACUACGCUUUGGAUUAAAAAAUCUUGGACUCAUGGCCUUCUUCAGUCUGUACAGUUUGUGGUCUUGGAGUUUGUAACUUCCAAAAAAUCUCUGCUGGGACUUCAUCAGAUGAAUCAGAUUUGGAUUCUUCUACUGGAUCUUCUGUUGGCACCUCUUCUCCAUCACCCAAGCUGUCCAGAGAAAAGCUUCUUUCAGCCUCUCCCAGUCUCCUAUGUGAUGCAUACGAUGUCACUAAAGAUGAAACACGGUGUUCAGAUCUGCUUUUGUAAAGCUUA